AUGUCAGCUACACCAACAUUCUACAAGUACUGUGACCUCCCUCGCGACCUGAAGUUGCAGAUCGUUCAAGAUGCAGCUGAAGGGUUGAUGGAGAUCCGCCAGUCCUCUCGCAUUAUGCGUCGCCAAUUCUCUCUUGGGCAGUACGCAUGCAUUGAUUUGGUGUGGCAACACGUUAUCGAGCGGCAAACCUUUGAACGACUGUAUAUCAAUUCAAGCACCAUUGACACAUUUGGGGAACUUUGUAGCAAACGUCAUGGAAUUCUGCGUCAAGUCUGUCUCGACCUGCACCCUGCGGAGAGGUAUCUAGGACCACGCUUAAGCCAGUCUGAGCCGGAUUUAGAGGCACGCGCUGCAGUCACUCAAUCAAUCGAGAAGCUUUUUGGUGUCAUGAAGGAUUGGGAUCCUGCGGAGAGAAGACAACCAGGACUCAUCAAGCUGAGGAUCUCGAUCUACCGUCGCCAGGGCAUGGAGGGGCCACCCAUCCAUUGCGAAUUUGCAAAUCUGCCACAGGUUCGUGUUAUUGGAGGCGUUCGUGUGGAGUACGGCCCGUACCUUCACCUCUCGUCAACGGUCGCACUGUACAGGAAGCUGCCAAACUUACACCACAUAUGCCUCGACCUGCCGACCAAGCCUAUGGUGCGUAGCUCCAUCCAGCAUGCCACUGAUUUGAUCAUCUCUCUCCGAGACCUUCCACACCCAAAAAAGCUCCGAGUGUCCGGUCACGGAUUCGAAAACGGAGACUGGCUUGGGAUCGAAACUCAGUUGCCGAUCAUUCAGUUUCUUACUUCGCCUGAUCUUAGAUGGAGUGAAACCAUCACAAAGCUUGACCUGCCGUGCAUCAAUAAUGUGCCCCGCUUCUUUCACGACGCUCAGAAUACUCUUUGGCCGCAUCUUAAGACACUGAAGCUCACGGGAGCAUUGCCAAAUAUGCCCAAGAUCAUCACCGUCACGAUUAUAAUGAAGCCCUCUGUCGAAAGAUCGCAUUUCAGCUUUGAUGUGUAUCUCAGGACUUCCUCGGUUCCGAAGCGUCUAUCGAUCUGGAGCAGGUUGCCCUUUGUGCCAUGUGUCAAUACUGGUUUUGCCAUAAUUUCUGAGGUCGCAGUUCCAGGACAACUUGUGACCGAGUUACAAGAUACCAUACGCUGGGACCGAGAGACAAACACAUGUGACCGAUAUCUGAUGGCUUCGACGCCUGGUACCGUGGAACAUCAGCUGACGCCGGUGGAUGAUUCCAUGGAGUCUGAGGCCGCUGGUUCCUGGCGGACCUUGGGUAGAACUUGA
Molecule: messenger RNA, 1281 nt
Organism: Diaporthe amygdali
Lineage: Eukaryota; Fungi; Ascomycota; Sordariomycetes; Diaporthales; Diaporthaceae
Exons: 4
Coding region: 1-1281 (426 amino acids)
Source: RefSeq, a predicted model, not a curated record